AUGGGCCUCACAUCCCUCGACAACCCAGAGCAAUUCCCAGUCAAAUGCUGCCGAGAAGAACUCCCCCUCGAGGACGUCGUAUCUACAAUGGGCACUCGGAACAGAAAACGCUAUAUCUCACGAACAGAGGAGCAAGCCGUUCCUGCAGAUGAGCGGAUCUACUGUCCCCGAGCAAAGUGUGGACAAUGGAUUCACCCGAAUUCCAAAGGGCCUCGACCAGGUACGCGGCUUUGCACGCAGUGUCGGGCGAAAGUGUGUUGUGCGUGUCGGGAGUUUGCGCAUGGGCCUUGGCCUUGUGCGGAUGAUGAGAGUCUCAAGACUGUGCUGGACAUGGCGAAGGAUAAUAAGUGGCAGCGGUGUACGAAGUGUCAUUACAUGGUUGAGAAGGUGGAUGGGUGUAAUCACAUUCUGUGUCGAUGUGGGUAUCAUUUUUGGUAUGUUUGA
Penicillium salamii is the source of this 444-nucleotide messenger RNA. NCBI's taxonomy places the organism in Eukaryota, Fungi, Ascomycota, Eurotiomycetes, Eurotiales, Aspergillaceae. The record is from the annotation of a GenBank genome assembly.